AGCCAGAAGACACUUGCACGUCGAGGGGAGUACACACACGCACCUCCAAGCCCCUUUACCGAGAGAGAGAGAGAGAGAGAGAGCAUCUUCACCAUCAACACCAUCAUCACCGCCUUCAGAAUGUUGUCCCUCGUGCUUGUUCUAAGCUUCGCCGCUCUUCUUCUGCCCCAGAGCCAGGGCCACAUGUCACUUCAGGAGCCCCCCGCCCGAAAUGUCUUGUGGCGCAUGGGGUUCAGCCACCUCCCGCCCCAGCCCAACGACGACUACCUCAUCUGCGCCCAGAGACCCCGCGCGCCCUGCCCUCCGUGCGGUGACUCGGCCGAGGUGCCGCGCCCCCGCCCCUACGAAGGCGGCGGGAAGUACGCCACUGGCACCAUCGGCAGGAAAUAUACCAUGGGACAGAAAAUCAAAGUUCAGGUGAACGUUACCAAGAACCACGGUGGGACCCUCGAGUUCAAGCUCUGCCCACACAACAACCCUAACAAGCCCGUCGACCAGCGCUGCCUCGACCAGUACCCUCUGGAGGUCGUGGGCACUAGGUCUCGCUCGGUGCCCCUCUCUGCCCCUCACAACGCCCCUUACUACAGCCAGGAGAUGGUCAACGUGGAACUGAAGCUGCCGACCGGGAUCUCCUGCGACCAGUGUGUGCUGCAGAUGACCAACACGGCAGAGGAGUUCAAACCCAAGACGGUCAUGUUCCGGAACUGCGCGGACAUCGCCAUCGAGGGGAACGCCAAGACCAGCAUGGCAGCCGGCACCCCCGGGGCCCACCCGCCGCUGGAGAUUCACACCCGUGGGGGCUUCGGCGCGCCCUUACCCGAGCAGAAGCAGCACCGAUUCUUCGACUAAAUUAGCGGAACUUCACCUAAACUAGCGGAUCUUCCCCAAAACUAGUGGAUCUUUGCCUAAACAGGUGGAUCUUUACCUAAACUAGUGGAUCUUCCCCUAAACUUCACCAAAACUAGCGGAUCUUCCUCUAAACUAUCGGAUCUUCCCCAGAACUAGUGGAUCUUUACCUAAACAGGUGGAUCUUUACCUAAACUAGAAGAUCUUCCCCUAAACCUCUCCAAAACGAGCGGAUCUUCCCCUUAACUAGCGGACCUUCCCCAAACUUCACUUAAAUUAGCGGAUCUUCACUUAAACUUCAACUAAACCAGCGGAUCUCCCCCAAACUUCACCUAAAUUUGCGGAUCUUCCCUCAGACUUCGCCUAAACUAGCGGAAAUUCACCUGAACUUCACCUAAGCUAGUUGUGGAUCUUCACCUAAAGUUCGAAAGUUGGGUUUUGGCAGGGGAAAGUUGAUGUUUUGACGAAGGAAAGUUGAGUUUUGACUUGGUCGGUAUUCUAGUGGGACCCAUCCGCCUCUCCUCUCACUUCAACUCUCUUCAAAGGCCAAAAAAGGAGAUUAAUCGGGUUCUGAUGAGAGUUUUUCACGUUCAUGGUAUACAGGAGCUUUGCCACGCUACUGCCAGGGUCAUACAACUACCUAACCCGUGAAAAUCCCCACACUAUAACUCCUACGAAAGCCUUGUCAAAUGUGUGUGUGUGUGUUUGUUCAGGCAUAGAAAUGUUUGAUGAGUGUUUUUUUUACGUUAAUGGUAUACAGGAGCUUUGCCACGCUACCACCAGGGUCAUACAACUUCCUAACCCGUGAAAAUCCCCACACUAUAACUCCUACGAAAGCCUUGUCAAGUGUGUGUGUGUGUUUGUUCAGGCAUAGAAAUGUUUGAGAAAGGAGUUCCUAUGAGUGUUUUUUUUUACGUACAUGGUAUACAGAAGCUUUGUCACACUACCAUCAGGGUCAUAAAACUACCUAACCUCUGGAAAUGUCCCCACACCACAACUCCUACGAAAGCCUUGUCAAGUGUGUGUGUGUGUGUGUUUGUUUAGGCAUAUAAAUGUUUAAGAAAGGAGAUUAAUCGGGUUCUGACAUGUGUUUAUUUUACGUUCAUGGUAUACAGAAGCUUUGUCCCACUACCACCAGGGUCAUAAAACUACCUAACCUAUGGAAAUGUCCCCCAUCACAACUACGAAAACCUCAAAUGUGUGUGUGUGUGUGUGUGUGUGUGUGUGUGUGUGUGUGUGUGUGUGUGUGUGUGUGUGUUUCAGUGCCGAAAUGUCUUAAGAAUAUUGCCCAGAGUGUUUCCCUGGUCUUUGGUAUUUGGCUCUUGCCCGUCAGCCUUGAUAAAAAGUUUCUCCGCUGACACCAGACAAACAUGCAUCACUAAAAGAAUAAGAGGAGUCGAGAUCUCUUUCCCUCAAGGGCGCAAGAUUCUAACACGAGACGCCCAGCCCUAGCCAACACCUCUCACGCUUUCACAACCUUCCUUUCCUUCCUUAUAAGUCUUCUACAAUGGCUUGGCCCCUCUCAGCGGCCCAGUUAACCUUUAGAGAACAGGGAACGGCCUUUAGAUAUCUUGCUUGCGUUCUCUUAUUCUCCGAAGUAACACACACACACACACACACACACACACACACUGAUACUGAUGAGAGACGUGAAUGGAAAGCCUGCCUCGUGUGUGUGUGUGUGUGUGUGUGUGUGUGGUCAGGUGAUACUAUUGUCAUGAGCAGAAUAAUCUAGAGUGAGAGUUAAUGUCUUGGUAAGGGAAACAAAGAUUGAAAUUCCAUACACUGACACUCCUGGUAUGAACGUGAGAGUAUGUUGUUUGGUACCUGACUGACUGAUAUGCGUGGUAGUGAUGUAGUAGUAGAUGUAGUAGUAGUAGUAGUAGUAGCUAACUUAUUGAGGUCAGCUAUUUAUUGAGAGGAACAGUUACUUAACCAUGAAUAAAGAAAACACGUUGAAACUGACAGAGAGGAAUAUUAAGUUAAUCAAAAGGUAUCUAUACAUAUCUAUAUACAUUCCAUAUUUCUAAACCAUGCCCUCCUCUUUAUACCUUUUAUUUGUUUUCUUCCUUUAUUUAUACACCAAUCAUCAGGGUCUUUCACACCUGCUGCUAUACAGAGGGCAGCACCGCACUGAGGGACCGAUACAGUGCUGCUCUCUAGCGGGAAGCAGCUGUGAUAGACCCCUCCCCCCCCUUCAUUAUCGUAUCCAUGCAAUAUCUAGAACUCGCUGUAUAUUCAACCAACAGUAAUUGUGUAUGCGCAUAGCAAGUUCUACGGUAUUUUAAAGUGUAAGGAAAGUGAAUUAGUUGUCUCAUUCCUUUAGCUCCAUAUCAAACUCUUGCAUACAUUUCUUAUCGGUGUCUGAGCCAGAUAUAUCCUACAGUGUUUGAGUAUCCGUAUAGGAAGUUCUACGGUGUUUUAAAGUGUAAGGAAAGUGA
Messenger RNA from Eriocheir sinensis (Chinese mitten crab), 3287 nucleotides. RefSeq lists its product as uncharacterized. The transcript has 5 exons. Lineage: Eukaryota; Metazoa; Arthropoda; Malacostraca; Decapoda; Varunidae. The coding region runs from base 121 to 849 and encodes 242 amino acids. The record is from RefSeq and is a predicted model, not a curated record.